This is a messenger RNA of Hevea brasiliensis (rubber tree), 1253 nucleotides long. Its product is annotated as homeobox-leucine zipper protein HAT22. The transcript has 3 exons. Gene Ontology annotation, biological process: regulation of DNA-templated transcription. Gene Ontology annotation, molecular function: DNA-binding transcription factor activity, RNA polymerase II-specific; sequence-specific DNA binding. NCBI's taxonomy places the organism in Eukaryota, Viridiplantae, Streptophyta, Magnoliopsida, Malpighiales, Euphorbiaceae. The record is from RefSeq and is a predicted model, not a curated record. Bases 198 to 992 code for a protein of 264 amino acids.
GAUUCGUUACAAUACUCAUUUCCUUUCUUUCAUUAAUAACGAGUCCCCACCUAACCUAUUUCCCACACUUUCCUCAACCUUUACAUUUCUUUCAAGAAGGGUCCUCUACCUCUCUACAAGCUCUCCAUAGUUUCAAGAUAAUUUUAUGCUCAAGCUACUUCAACAACACUAGGUGGUGGUCUUGCAAUUUUGAUAUUAUGAGUUUUGGAAUUUCUGAUGGAGUUUGUAACACCGGCCUUGGUCUAGGAUUAAGCUGCCAUGACAAGCAACAAAACUGUUCUCAAUCCGAUCAUCAUCUUCAACAAAAGAAGAAGAGACUUUCCUUGAAAUAUGAUCACAUGUUCCCCUCUCUUACGUUAGGCCUUCCACAAGAGCCAUAUCCAUCGGCUGCUAAGGUGGAAGCAGAUUUGCAGCCACAGGUAUCGUCUCCUAGUGCAGUUUCUUCAUUUUCUAAUAACUCAAGUAUAAAGAAAGAGAGAGAGUUUGGCGGAGAAGAAGUAGAAGUGGAGAGAGUUUCUUCCAGGGUUAGUGAUGAAGAUGAAGAAGGAAGUCCCAGAAAGAAACUCAGACUUACCAAACAACAGUCGGCUACUUUGGAAGACAGCUUCAAAGAACACAGCACUCUCAAUCCUAAGCAAAAGCAAGCCUUGGCAGAACAGCUGAAUCUCAGGCCGCGUCAAGUAGAAGUGUGGUUCCAGAACAGAAGAGCCAGGACUAAGCUGAAGCAAACUGAGGUAGAUUGUGAGGUACUAAAGAAAUGUUGCGAAACACUAACAGAAGAGAACAAGAGGCUGCAAAAGGAGCUACAAGAGCUUAAAUCGUUGAAACUGGCUGCACCACUAUAUAUGCAGCUGCCUGCAGCCACCCUCACUAUGUGCCCUUCUUGUGAGAGGAUUAACAGUGGCGGGGACGCCUCUUCUACUAGCACUUUAACGGUUGGACCAAAGCCUCAUUUCUACAGUCCCUUCACCCACCCAUCUGCAGCUUGCUAGGCCAACCUAUAUAUAUGAGCCCUGAACACCAGUAUUAUUUUUAUUGAUGGCUUCAUGUGUCAUAUAAUGAUCAAGGACUAGAUACUUAAACUAAUUUUGUAGAGUCUCCUCCUUCCGUCCCUUUUCUCUCUAUCUCUCUAGCUCUUUUAUCUGUAUACAUGCUUGUAAAGUCUUAACAAAUUUCUGUUAAGGAAUUUAUUACUUAGUUAUUUGUAUGGGAACUUGUUCUUUAUCCUCUAAAUGAAUUACUUAAUUAUACUA